This is a messenger RNA of Egretta garzetta (little egret), 2164 nucleotides long. RefSeq names its product solute carrier family 30 member 7 (gene SLC30A7). Gene Ontology annotation, cellular component: membrane; Golgi apparatus. The record is from RefSeq and is a predicted model, not a curated record. NCBI's taxonomy places the organism in Eukaryota, Metazoa, Chordata, Aves, Pelecaniformes, Ardeidae. Gene Ontology annotation, biological process: transmembrane transport; intracellular zinc ion homeostasis; zinc ion transport. Gene Ontology annotation, molecular function: zinc ion transmembrane transporter activity.
AUGUCACCUGGUUUUGGGGAGGGGAAAGCUGUCACCUACACCCUUCAAGAAUUCAUUAGGAAUUCCAUCCUGCGGCUUCAUAGGCAUCCAGCUAAAACCUUUAGUCUUAAAAUCAGCUUAGGUCUAAUAUCAGAUUCUUUUCAUAUGUUUUUUGACUGUACUGCUCUAUUGGCUGGAUUAGCAGCUUCAGUUAUUUCAAAAUGGAGGUCAAACGAUGCUUUCUCAUAUGGGUAUGUUCGAGCAGAAGUACUUGCUGGUUUUGUAAACGGUUUAUUCCUCAUCUUUACAGCAUUCUUCAUUUUUUCUGAAGGUGUUGAGAGAGCACUUGAGCCUCCUGACGUGCAUCAUGAGAGACUUCUUCCUGUUUCUAUACUAGGAUUCAUUGUAAAUCUUAUAGGAAUAUUUGUUUUUCAACAUGGAGGUCACGGGCAUUCACAUGGCUCUGGACAUGAACACAGCCAUUCUCUAUUUAAUGGUGGCCUCAGCCACGGACACAGUCACGGAGGUCAUGGUCACAGCCAUGAGCAUAAACACGCCCAUGGACACACUCAUGAUCAUGGCCAUAGCCAUGGACACUCUCACGGUCAGGAUUAUUGUCAUGGUGACCAUUCUCUUGAAGGGAUGGCUGGAUCCAGCAAACAGAUUUUACAAGGUGUAUUCCUACACAUCGUGGCAGACACGCUUGGAAGUAUUGGUGUAAUCAUAUCUGCUAUACUGAUGCAGAACUAUGGCCUAAUGAUAGCAGAUCCUAUUUGUUCAAUGCUGAUAGCACUACUUAUAGGCGUAAGUAUUGUUCCACUUUUAAAAGAAUCCAUUGGAAUUUUGAUGCAGCGAACUCCUCCUUCCCUGGAAAACGUCCUGCCUCAGUGCUACCAGCGGGUGCAGCAGUUGCAGGGAGUUUACAGUUUACACGAUCCACAUUUCUGGACCCUCUGUACUGAUGUUUACAUAGGGACUUUGAAAUUAUUAGUGGCUCCGGAUGCCGAUGGAAGGUGGAUUCUAAGCCAGACUCACAAUAUUUUUACUCAGGCAGGAGUAAGACAGCUUUACAUACAGAUCGAUGUCGCAGCCAUGUAGGGAGUGUCUGAAACUGUGCUGUUGGACCAAAGUUUCCUGUACUGUACCGGCUAAGAAGAUGCUUCUCAAGACAGAGCCUGCCUCCACCGCCGCUCUGGAAUUGACUGAAUAGAUUCCUGCCCUUGGGCUGUGGAUGGAGUAAAUAUUGAAUGAAUGUUACAGACUUCGGGUCUUGUCUUUUUGUGGCCCCUAAACUUGUAAGUUUUUGAGGGUUUUUUACUUACUAAGAUUGUGGUACUGGAAACCCCGUCAUGUCUUCAGUAAAGCUGCUGAAACCACUGCUUGUUCCCAUAAAACCAGUGUUAUCAACAAUUGGAAACUCGUUUUCUAGAUAAUGUCACGAUGGCUGACAUGCUUCGAUAGAAUUGUAUGUUUGUACAAUUGUUUGUACUUUGCAAACUUAACGAACCAAACCAUAUUGGGUUUUCAAAGUGCCUUUUAUAUCGGGAGAGGUAUUUUCCAGCAUCAAUACGGAGCAUCCAAGGGGUUUAUUACUUUUCCAGAUAUCUUGUAUGCGGUCUGAUUAUUUGCUCGUGAUGUAAUGGGGGGGUUGUGUAUUUGCAUAACUGUAGACGUUAGGCGUCCCGUCCCAAACCAUCUUACCAAACAGAACAACUCCACAUGUAAAAGGCAAAGCUGUUGGGAAGAGACUUGCUUCCAAAACAAGCUGGGUAUUGUUGCACGUAUCUUGUGGAAACUAUUUCAGUCAAAAUACGACAUUGAACUCCAGUUCUUGGUCUCCUCAUACCCUUGAGUAAUGAGGCGUUACGUGACGCAACUGGCGUUCGUAGUCGCUGAAACAGCAGGAGGGAAGAUGCUGGUGGUGGAAGCAAUGCUUGAAGUUUUUGAUCUUCCUAAUUAUGUGACGGGAAAAAUUAAAUCCCUAAAUUGUUUGUGAGAGCUUAAAUCUCCUUGAUUUUAAUCAGUUGUAAUAUUUUAUUAUUUUUUUUUUUUAUUAAAGUGAUUGGUGAGUUAACUUUUGCCUUUCCAAAUACUGAGAAUAGUUGUUCCUGGUUAUACCUGAAAUGGAAAUAAGGACCAUGGUUCGUGCUGUUUAAGGUUACGCUUUGUCCGGGUUGACAAGUCU